Messenger RNA from Drosophila gunungcola (fruit fly), 1975 nucleotides. RefSeq names its product probable serine/threonine-protein kinase tsuA. The record is from RefSeq and is a predicted model, not a curated record. The transcript has 5 exons. The coding region runs from base 169 to 1515 and encodes 448 amino acids. NCBI's taxonomy places the organism in Eukaryota, Metazoa, Arthropoda, Insecta, Diptera, Drosophilidae.
UCGGGGCCAGUACGUUAAAAACUGUUGCACUGCGUCGCUGGGACGUCAGUUCAUUCAGAACAGUCGAAGGGCGCAGACCACUGGAAGAGGACAAAAAUCGAGGAGUCGACGUCGACCUCCCACCUCCAGAUCCGAGACUCCUAUUUGGGACACCGACACCACAUAGCCAUGAAGAUGCCACUGCUGACCCUCCGCCGGAGCAGUUCUUUGCCCAUCCUGGCACUAAUCCUGUGCCUCAGUCCGCUGAUCCAGGCUGUGCCCGCCUCGGUGCUCGCCCAGGACACGGAGCUCUCCACCAGCGCCUACCAUAAGCUCCAGCUCCAGCAGCAGCAGCAACAGCAGCUGGAAAAACAGCAGCAACAGAAGCAGCAGCAGCAGCAGCAACAGCCGGCAGCAGCGAAACGUUCCGAGGAGGCGAGUGCUCUGCCCUCGGCGGACAAGAAGUCGAGUCCGGAAAUUGUGCCUGCUUCCUUUAGCAAUGCUCCAUCGGCCCGGAAUGCUCCCAUUCCCGCGAUCUCCUCCAGCCAACAGGUGCCAUCCGGCAUUUAUGCCCUGCCCAGCAACGAUGAGAUCCUGGCCGCGGUGGCUGCCGCAGCCCAAAAUAGCCAGCAGCAGCUGCAGGAGGAGCCCACCCCGCUGGAGGAGGCGGUGGCCAGCUCCACGAUGCGCAAGCGGGGCGUCAACUACGAGUACAACCCGUACUUGUCGGCCGCGGCCAGCGACUACGGCAGCGAUGUGCCGAAUGGCGUCUGGUCGGAUGACUACGAGGCCGCCGUUCCGGUCAGCUAUGGCGAACGGGAUCUCCAGGAAAUCGAUGACUACGUUCCAGAGCGAAGAGUGAGUGGCUCGAGUGCGCGGAACAAGGCCUAUGAUAACCUGCAAAAUCUCCUGAAUGCCGAGGCCUAUCUGGAGAGCAUUCCCCUCUCGGUUCCGCUGACCUAUGCCAACCGGAACUACAACUUGGAUGACCGGAACAAGCGGGGUAUUUACUACAACAUGGGUGGCAGUGGUGCCAAUAGUGCAAGCAGCCUUGGCAUUGAUACUGGCUAUAAUAGCGAAAAUAUUAACCUCAACAAAUAUCGUCGCUUCAAUGAUAUGCGUCUGAAACGCGACACCCAGCUGAAUCCCGCCGACAUGUUGGCCCUGGUUGCUUUGGUGGAGGCUGGUGAAAGGGCGCGCAAGGAGAGCGAUGUGGAGAGCUCCGUGGCAGUGCCCAUGGUCGCCUCCGAUGACCUUGACUAUGUGCCGGCAGCCAGUUGGAUGGACGUGCCCGUACAGGCGCAACCCGCACUGGUGGACUACUACGGAAUGCCGCUGGACAACCAGAACCAGUUGAUGCCCAAGUAUGAGUACGUGCCACGCCAACACAAGUACACUGGAGUCAAUAGCCGCUUUGGAGCCUCGAAACAGCGUUAUAUGGUGGCCAAGAAGAAGCGUUCCAUUAGUCAGAGCCAAUUUAUGAACGAACCCGUGGCCGAACGUGGAUCCAGCUAUAAUGGCGAAAAGUACUUCUAAAUCUAAAGAUCCCAACGCAUCGAUAGUCUACUAUAUAGUAUUUAAUGAUAGCCCACACAGGCCCCACGAAAAGUAUUUCUCGUUUUUUUCCAAAAAAACAUUGAUCAUAAACAUAAUCCAAGGAUAAAAAAUCAACAAAUUUUUCAAUUCAAUUAUAGUAAAUGAGCUAGUGUGUCAAGGUCAACUCGUGUGCAAUUUUUGUGUAGAACUUCAAUUUUUAACCAACACUAACAAGAAUCAAAUUAUUGUUAUUAAAUAUUAUAUGUCAAGAACAUAAUCAAGUCAAUGUUUUUAGUAUGUCAAACCGGGUUCGAUGAUUUUCUCCCAUGAAACUAGUCCUUAGUCUAAUCGAAAAAUGGAACUAAACCGAAUCUAAAAGCCACUUAAUCCCUGUAAGAAAUCAAUGUCUAUGGCAAACUAAAUGUACAAUUACUGAGAAACCAGAGAAACCGCAACUAUC